ACAAAAACAUAAAUAAAACCGGCUUCUUAAUACAAACCCAAAAACAAAACCCGCUCCUUCACUUUCCCUCGCGCCUCAGCUUCUUCUCCGUCGCACGUGAGGCUCCCAACUGACUUUGAAGGAUGAGUGAGCUUCUCUUUGAUGACUUUUUUAAGGUUGAGGAUAUAGACCCAGAUGGUAAAAAGUAUGACAAGGUUUCCCGGAUCGUUGCGCGAAGCGAGAAGUAUGGCAUGUACAUGCUUCUAGAUGUAAAUACAGAAAUUUAUCCUAUCAACAGAAAGGAAAGAUUCUUGUUGGCUUUGUCUCCGUCUCUUGUUUUAAAUACCAAGGAUGGCCCAGUUUCAAUUCAAGAAAAGUUUGAAUACAUCAUGUAUGGAAGGUUAUAUGACAUUACAGCUGAUGGACUUUCACGUUCUCCACCUGAAGUAGAGGUAUAUGCAUCAUUUGGUGGACUUCAGCUGAUGCUGAGAGGUGAUCCUUCCCACUGUGUCAAGUUUGCAGUUGAUCAGAAUUUGUUUUUACUAAUAAGGAAGCUUGAAACUUGAACUGCUGAUUGUUACCUCUUGCUGAAAAGACAAAUACACUAGCAAACAAGUAUUGGUAAUUUGUAUAAGAUGAUUUGGGAGAUUAAAUUUUCGUUUUGAAUGGUUCUCUGAAGCGUUUGAGUAUAUUAAUUUUUUAGA
Vicia villosa (hairy vetch) is the source of this 683-nucleotide messenger RNA. Its product is annotated as DNA-directed RNA polymerases II and V subunit 8A-like. Bases 123 to 545 code for a protein of 140 amino acids. Gene Ontology annotation, molecular function: DNA-directed RNA polymerase activity. The record is from RefSeq and is a predicted model, not a curated record. The transcript is spliced from 5 exons. Gene Ontology annotation, cellular component: RNA polymerase II, core complex; RNA polymerase I complex; RNA polymerase III complex. NCBI's taxonomy places the organism in Eukaryota, Viridiplantae, Streptophyta, Magnoliopsida, Fabales, Fabaceae. Gene Ontology annotation, biological process: DNA-templated transcription.